Rosa rugosa (rugosa rose) is the source of this 1513-nucleotide messenger RNA. RefSeq names its product CBBY-like protein. Gene Ontology annotation, molecular function: hydrolase activity. The transcript is spliced from 11 exons. The record is from RefSeq and is a predicted model, not a curated record. Lineage: Eukaryota; Viridiplantae; Streptophyta; Magnoliopsida; Rosales; Rosaceae. Bases 104 to 1219 code for a protein of 371 amino acids.
AUCAAGAAAAGCCAUCAUAACUGAGAUUCUAUGGUUGUGCUCUUUAAGCUGUAAAUCAACCAGUGUGGACUCCCAGUGGACCAACACACUCAGCUCAACGGCCAUGGAAUUCGCUUCCUGCUCUAUUCUCAGGCCUCAGUCCUUCUCAACCAUCUUUCACGAUACCAGCUCUCACCUCUACGCUUUACCCAAGAACCAUCUCAACUUGCCCUCUCCAUUUUCCCCGGCUCUCCCAAAAAACUCAACCUUUCCCGGAAAAUGUCUCCACUUUCAUCGCUUCACUGCUUUCAGCUCACUUUCCGGCGCCGAUGGGCAGAACCCAUCUCAGGAACUCGCUGUUCUUCUUGAAGUUGACGGGGUUCUUAUGGAUGCGUAUCGUUUGGGUAACCGCCCAACCUUCAAUGUAGCAUUUAAAAAGCUCGGGCUUGACUGUGCAAACUGGACUGAACCUGUUUAUUUGGACCUCCUAAGGAAGUGUGCUGGUGAUGAGGAAAAGAUGCUGAUCAUGUAUUUUAAUCGGAUUGGUUGGCCCUCGUCAUUGCCCACUACUGAGAAAGAAUCAUUCAUAAAAAAUGUUCUGCAAAAAAAGAAAAUAGCAAUGGAUGAGUUUCUGAUGUCCAAUAGUUUACCUUUACGACCUGGACUUGAAGAAUUUAUCGAUGAUGCAUACAAUGAAGGAAUACCUGUGGUCAUAUUGACAUCAUAUAGUAAAAGUGGGGAUGCAAUUUCCAGAUCCAUCAUUGAAAAGCUUGGCCAAGAAAGAAUUUUGAAGCUAAAGAUUGUUGGAGAUAAGGAGGUGGAAAAGAGUUUAUAUAGUCAAGUAGUAUUUGGUAAAGUCUUUUCUUCAGGUGUGGAUGAGGAACUAGCUAAGGAGGCAAUGAAAGCAGUUUCUGCUGAGAAACAAAGGAUUGCAGAGGAGGUUGCGUCAAUGCUAAAGUUGAAUGUAGAGAUUGAUACUACCUCAUCAGAAAGCUUACAGAAGAUCAUAGCUGCCUUGAGGGCAGGGGCAGAAAAUGCUGGACUACCUGUCUCCAAUUGUGUUCUAAUUGCAGGAAGCCAGUCAGGAGUGGUAGGAGCUCAGCAAGUGGGCAUGCCAUGUGUUGUUUUAAGAAGCAGUUUGACGGCUAGAGCCGAGUUCCCUUCAGCAAAUGCGAUAAUGGAUGGAUUUGGAGGAGCAGACCUAACUAUUCCUAAACUUAAAAACAAGAAAUGGUUAUGAAAUUAACUGAGUCGUGCCUUGUUCCUCAUCAAGUGAGCCUGCAAGCACAUCAACAGAGUUGCAUUAUAUUUCAACCAGUUCAGUGAUAUGUUGGGAGGGAUUUAUCUCCCAAAAUGGUAUCUUAAGCACCAAAUUUCUGUGUGUAUAUGUUGCUGUAUCCUACUUUUCCUUCUCAUGUCACUUGUUUGACGAUUCUUGCUGGAGUUUGGCCUGUUUGCAGGUCACCCCUGAAUCAUUGGAUAUCUUUUGAUGUGAUCAAUAGUUGAUGUCUCAUAGUUAAAUUCCAUCCUUUAA